AGCUUGGGUUUAUUUCUUUAUUUUGGGUCGGUUAGUGAUUGAUUCCCCCCUUUGUUUAUAUUGAUGCAUCUUUCGCUUCUUCACACCAUUCCUCGGCCAGUUCAUCCCAACUUUCCAUAACAUUGGCAAGAGAAUAACAAUGGUCAAAGAAACAGCCUAUUAUGAUGUAUUGGGUGUCAAUGUUGAUGCAUCUGCAGCUGAAAUCAAGAAGGCUUAUUACCUCAAAGCAAGGCUUGUUCACCCCGAUAAAAAUCCUGGAGAUCCAAAAGCUGCUGAAAAUUUUCAGGCACUUGGUGAGGCUUAUCAGGUUCUAAGUGAUCCUCAAAAGCGUGAAGCAUAUGACAAACUUGGAAAGGGAGGAGUACAACCGGACUCAAUGGUAGACCCUUCAGCUGUGUUUGGGAUGGUUUUCGGAAGUGAUGUUUUUGAAGAAUAUGUUGGCCAACUAGCUCUGGCUUCUUUGGCAUCUAUUGAAAUUGAAAUCGGAGAUGAUUCACUUGAUAAGGAAGCUUAUAUGCAGAAAGUUCAGGAAAAGAUGAAAACAGUUCAGAAAGAAAGGGAAGAAAAGCUCAUCUCAUUACUGAAAAAUCGUCUUGUGCCAUUUGUUGAAGGUGAAACUGACGAGUUCAUUAAUUGGGCAAAUUCAGAAGCACUACGACUUUCACAAGCUGCUUUUGGUGAGGCUAUGCUACAUACUAUUGGAUACAUUUACACGAGGAAAGCUGCAAGAGAACUUGGAAGAGACAAGCGAUAUAUGAAGGUUCCCUUUUUAGCAGAGUGGGUGCGUGGUAAAGGGCACCGCAUUAAAUCACAAGUUAUGGCAGCUUCAGGUGCUGUUAGUUUAAUUCAAAUACAAGAUGAGCUAAAGAAAGCGACUCAAGGAGAAAACAAAGAAGAGGACGUAGUGAAAGCCUUUGAAGAUAAAAAGGAUGCCAUGCUUCAAUCCCUCUGGCAGAUCAAUGUAGUUGACAUCGAGUCAACUUUGUCUCAUGUCUGCUCAGCGGUACUUAAAGACCCCAGUGUAUCGAAGGAGGUCCUGGUUUUACGGGCAAAAGGAUUGAAAAAACUCGGUGCAAUAUUUCAAGGAGCAAAAGCUGCUUACAAAAGAGAGAACAGUCUGCGCCAUGAAGACGAAAAAGCAAUAGGUGCUGGUUCAUCUUCUACAUGAUCAUCUGUGAUACUCCUGGCGGAUGGCGACAUCAUUGUCGAUAUAUGCAGUGUGUUUGAAGUAGUUGCGUGAAUUCUUUAAAGUAUAGUCAAACUUCGAUCGUAUUAAUUCAAUGACAUAUCGGAUUUCAGACGAGAA
This is a messenger RNA of Hibiscus syriacus, 1306 nucleotides long. RefSeq names its product chaperone protein dnaJ 10-like. The coding region runs from base 140 to 1168 and encodes 342 amino acids. The transcript is spliced from 10 exons. Lineage: Eukaryota; Viridiplantae; Streptophyta; Magnoliopsida; Malvales; Malvaceae. The record is from RefSeq and is a predicted model, not a curated record.